Messenger RNA from Tachysurus fulvidraco (yellow catfish), 3158 nucleotides. RefSeq names its product E3 ubiquitin-protein ligase TRIM39-like. Gene Ontology annotation, molecular function: zinc ion binding; ubiquitin-protein transferase activity; protein binding. NCBI's taxonomy places the organism in Eukaryota, Metazoa, Chordata, Actinopteri, Siluriformes, Bagridae. Gene Ontology annotation, biological process: protein ubiquitination. The record is from RefSeq and is a predicted model, not a curated record. Bases 167 to 1858 code for a protein of 563 amino acids. The transcript has 8 exons.
AGUGACUGAAGUGAAAGUGAAAAACAAUUAGCUCUUUAGUCAAGAAUAAAUCCUUAUUUUUACACAAAUUUCUGAAAUUAUCAGGAUAUUCACCGAAUCUGAAAGUAUUAUAGCUGCAGUGAAUUCUGACUCCCUGAAAAGAGCUUAAACACACAGAAAGAAAUAAAUGGCUGAAUCUUCAUCACCAACAAAAGGCAGAAGGAGGAGUAUGGACGAAUCACGUUCAUUUUCCCAUGGCUCCGGCAGUCUUCUGUCUGAAGAACAGCUGCUGUGUUCGAUCUGUCUGGAUGUGUUCACUGAUCCAGUCACCACUCCAUGUGGACACAACUUCUGUAAGAGCUGCCUUACACAGUGCUGGGACAAGAGUCAACACGGUCACUGUCCAUUAUGUAAAGAGAAAUUCACCAAGAGACCUGAACUGAAGAUUAAUACAAUACUGAGAGAGGUUGCAGAUCACUUCAAGAAGAAAAGUGGUUCUGACAAACCUGAGGUUCUUUGUGAUGCCUGCAGUGGAGAGAAGAUCAAGGCCCUGAAAUCCUGUCUGGAUUGUUGUGCUAGUUUGUGUAAAACCCAUUUAGAGUUUCAUAAUAAUAUGCCCAAACAUAAGAAGCACAAACUAAUAAACCCUGUGGAGAACCUGGAGGACUACAUAUGCCAGAAACAUGAGAGAGCUCUGGAGCUGUUCUGUAGAGAUGAUCAGACGUGUGUGUGUCAGUUCUGUACUGAGACAGACCACAAGAAUCACAACAUUGUUCCUAUAGAGGAGGAGAGCAGAGAGAGGAAGACUCAGCUGGUGAAAACACAGACAGAUGUGCAGCAGAUGAUUCAGGACCGACUGAAGAAGAUAAAAGUGAUCAAACACUCAGUAGAGCAAAGCAAGAGAAGCACAGAGAAAGAGAAAGCAGACAGUGUUGAAGUUUUCACUGCUCUGAUUCGCUCCAUUGAGAGAAGUCAGGCUGAGCUGCUGGAGAUGAUGGAGGAGAAACAGAAAGCAGCAGAGACUCAGGCGGAAGGACUCAUUAAAGAGCUGGAGCAGGAAAUCAGUGUGCUAAAGAGGAGAGACACUGAGCUGGAGCAGCUCUCACACACUGAGGAGCAUCUCCACCUCCUACAGGUUUACUCCUCCAUGUGCAGCCCUCCACACACCAAGAACUGGACUGAGAUCAGUAUUAACACUGAUGUGAGUGAGGACACUGUGAGGACAGCUCUGUCUCAGCUUCAGCAGACUCUGAAUGAGAAACUCAAUAAAACACUCGAUGACAAGUUAAAGGAAACAGUUUCCACAGAACUGAAGAGGAUUCAGCAGUAUGCAGUGGAUGUGACUCUGGAUCCUGAUACAGCUCAUCAGAAUCUCAUCCUGUCUGCUGAUGGAAAACAAGUGACACAUGGAGAUGAACUACAGAAUCUCCCUGAUACACCACAGAGGUUUAAUCAUUAUAUCUUUGUUCUGGGAAAACAGGGUUUCUCCUCAGGGAGAUUUUAUUAUGAGGUGCAGGUCAGAGGGAAAACUGACUGGGAUGUUGGAGUGGCCACAGAGAACACUAACAGGAAGGGACAUAUUACAAUGAAACCUCAGAAUGGACACUGGACUGUGGCUCUGAGGAAUGAGAAUCAGUAUCAGGCUCGUGCUGAUCCCCCUGUCCCCCUCACACUGAGAGAGAAGGUGGAGGUUGUGGGGGUGUUUGUGGAUUAUGAGGAGGGUCUGGUCUCCUUUUAUGAUGUGAAGUCCAGAUCUCAUAUCUACUCUUUCACUGGUCAGUCUUUCACUGAGAAACUCUAUGCAUUCUUCAGUCCUUGUCUAAAUGAAGGAGGUGAAAAUUCAGCACCACUGAUCAUCUCUCCUGUAUUUAAAACUUAAUAAUCUAUAAAUGUUGAGAAUAAAAAAAGUUACUUUUUUGGUUAGAUUUUUGAAACACAUUUUCCCUUUUAAAAUGCUUUACAGAUUAUUUUAAUACCUGGUUUUAAUUGUAAUCCUAAAGUCUGUUAUUUAUAAUUAUGUAACAUUAUGAUUGUGGAUCUUUGUCAUUACAAAUCACAUAUGAAUAAAGAUCAUUUACAGUUUACUCUGAGUUUUACUGCAGAAUUUAAUUUGAUCAAUAGAAUGUAUAAAGUUCAGCUGCUGAUGUCUGUGUAGAUAAAAACAAACAAAACUCUGUUUCUGCUUAAAACGUCAUCAAACACAAACACAAUCAGAUUCAUAUUUUAUUUAGAAAUAAAAAUCUCAGGUUAAAAUCUCUUUAUCAGCACUAAUAAGCAAAUGUCUAAAAGGAUGGACAGUAGAGGGAGCUUCAUUAAUAUUCAUAGUGUAAGUGCUACCUGAUUGGUCAGUGAAAUGUUCUGACGUUUCAUGUUGAUGCACGUGACCGUUUUAUGACUGCUGUGAAAAAUCAUCUUGAGGAGAUCAAACUGACCAGAGCAAGAAAGAGGAUUAACCAACCUGAAAUAUACAUUAUACAUUUUAUUUUAUUUUUCUGUUUGUAAAGACAUAUUGCUAUGCUAAGUGAUAUCGAGCUCAGCGAGACAUUAUUAAAGCAAAGGUUAUCUUGGAGAAAGUCUACAUGUAUAUAUUUCUUCAUGUAUGAGUUCUGAAUGUUUCUACUUUUUAGUCAUUAUGAUUUAUUUUAUUGUGUGCAACAUCAUUCCUGAGCAAUGUUUGCAGUGUGACAGAGCAUUAUCCUGCUGAAGGAGCCCACUGCACUUUUGAAAUUGUGUAUUUGGGGUACAACAAUGUUUAUGAAGAUGGUGUGUGUUAAAUUAACACCCACAUGAAUGACAGGACACAAGCUUUCCAGCAGAACAUUGUUCAGAGAAUCACAGCAUCUCUGCUAGCUUGUGUUCUUCCCAUAAUGCGUCCUGUUGCCAUCUGUUCAUAAGGUAAUGUCAGGAUAUAGCUAGGACUUUUUACUGGUGCCACGUGUUUUUUGUUUACGUUUUGUGUUCAUGUGUCUGCCCUGACUGUGUUUAAUUCCUUCCAGCCUCAGUACACCUGUUUCUUAUGUGUCUGAUUGUCCUCCUUAUGUAUACCUGUUGUCUUGUGCUUGUGGUUUUUUUGGUGUUUUUGUACUCCUUGUUUGUUUUAUUAUCUGAGUUGCUUUGCCUUUCCCAGUGUUUUUCCACGUGUUUGUUGUAUUUCUUAAUAAAUCCCGUUUUUACGUUAU